AAUAACUGGCGGGAAACCAGUUCUAGUUGGUUGCUUGUGAAAUCCGGUGCGAAAAUAUUUAGUUAUUUCUGUCAGUAAAAAAUAAAAAUGGAUCCUUCAGAAGUGGAAUUCCUCGCUGAGAAGGAAAUGGUGAAGAUUAUCCCAAACUUUAGCCUCGAUAAAAUUUAUUUAAUCGGGGGAGACCUGGGACCGUUUAACCCGGGACUGAUGGUGGAGGUGCCCGUGUGGCUGGCACUCAAUCUGAAACAGAGACAGAAAUGCAGAAUCGUUCCUCCGGAGUGGAUGGACGCCGAUAAACUGGAGGAGAUCCGAGAGCAGGAGAGAAGAGAGGAAGCCUUCACCCCGAUCCCCAGCCCUUAUUACAUGGAACUGACCAAGUUACUACUAAACCAUGCUGCGGAUAACAUCCCGAGAGCAGACGAAAUCCGGACUCUGGUCAAAGACAUCUGGGACACUCGCAUCGCAAAACUGCGUCUGUCCGCCGACAGCUUCAUCAGCCAACAGGAGGCUCACGCCAGGCUGGAUAACCUGACUCUGAUGGAGAUCAACACCACACGCACGUUUCUGUUAGAUUCUCUGAACUACAUGUACAAACUGCGCUCCAACCUGCAGCCCGGCUCAGGCCCGGGGAAAUCGCAGGAUUAUUAAUCCGCACCUUCAGGACGUCCACACGGCGCGUCGGUGCCGCAAGGUGACGUUUCCGGCUGCAAAUCGUAGCAGAGUUCAAAAGUAUUUAUUACGGCCGUUCCUCCACGUCGACUUCUUGGCGGACACUUCGGCAGACGAGCGACUGUGGAAAGGCCUGCGGAGGUCACAUGACUGUCUCACCAAGCUGUAGGAGACGUGCGUUUUACUGUGUGUCUAUGAGGGAAAUGUAUUCUUACCCCACGUUCUCACUGGCGUGACACAAAGGUUCGUUUUUUGCGCGUGUACGCGACAUGGAGACACGAUUUCAUCAACAAGCGACAUUUGAGUUCAGAUUUUCUUGAUUCUGUGCGAAUUAGCUAUGAGGCUGUACAGAGGUACACGAAUUUACCUGUAACUAGUACGGUUUAGCUAGUACCGUUAGAUUGUUUUGCCAAUCUGCCAAGAAGCUAGUGCGAAGCUGAACACGUAACGUAGUUCAAACAUCCGUUUUGUAGUUGUUCGUUCUCGGGUCACAUUAAUACGUACUAGCUACAUACGCUCACUCGAGUCAGCAGCGAUCUCUGCUGCUUCCUUCCGAGCUUUUUCUUCGUAACUUUUAACGAGAAGUCGUAUCUGACAGGGUUAGGAUGAAACCACGGCUGUUUUUUUUAUGCGUCAAAGAAGAAACGGGAACUAAUCGCAGGUUAAGAAACCGAAGAGGAUCGAUCCGAGGAUUCGUUCGAGCCGAUCGUUUGGAUUGGUCGCGUCAUACGUGAUUUGCGUAGAAUCGUGUAGAGAAAAGCUCAAAUUAAAACAUCGGUUGUCGCUGAAAUCGCCGCUCGCAUGUACAAAACACUCGCGUGGAAAAUCAACUACACCUGUCACUGGCCAGUGUGAAUGUAGUUCAUGCGCAUUCGCCCCCUAUUGGACAUUUUGUGAACUGCAGUUCUGAACCCACUGCAGUUUAUGGUGAAAUAUGAAAUGUGAAUCUUAUUGUUUAUAAAGAAAAAAAAGUGUGUGUGUGUGUGUGUGUGUGGGGGGGGGGGAUUAAAACUGUACAUAUGAUGUCAACACAAGCCCCGAGUCAAAGUUUAAUUCUGAAGCAUUUUAUUUUUUUGUUUGAAAUUACAGCAAUAUAUUCAUAAAUACCUAAUUACUACAUUCAACAAAGAAUAUAUUACAUUACAAUGAAUUCAAACAAGUACAUUUUUUUUCCUUAAAAACAUGAUUUCACAGCAUCUAGACAUCCUCCAUUGGGUUGGGCGGGAGGGGGUGGGGCUUCUGCAUGUGCGUGCGCUUAGUUGGGCGAGAGACACUGAGAGAUAGGGAGGGAGAGAGAGAGAGGGCGUGUCCCUGCUCCUGGACAGGCAGUGGUAGUGCUCGCUCAAGCACACAAACAAACAAACACACAUUGCACAUGAUGGAUGCUCUUUAGGGCCAGCCUCGGGUCUGUAAACAUGGAACCGCCUCCAGAAGCGGUUCAUCCUGUGAGCCUGAGCGCCGAUAACAUGAACCUGCGAUGAGCUGAACGACGCGAUUAUAAACUUUUUUUGUAAAACGUAACGCUGUAUUUUGUUAAACGCGGCUGCUAAUUGGCUCUGGUGUACCGCGGACAGGAGGAGAACGUAAACGCAGACGCUGAGGAACGCUGACGCAUCGGUCGGAGAUUAGGAGAUAAAACAGGCUAGCGUUGGGUCGAUGAUACUGUACCUAAAAGCGUAAACGCAGAUCCGUAAAAAAGUCCGAGUAACAUUUUAUCCGUAUAUAGAGAUGGGCGGGGCUACGUCUGUGAUGUCACUAAUGAAGACCUAGCUUUGCACCAAAUCACGUUCGAUAUGCGAGUUAUUAAAGGAUUAAGAUGUAAUGUUCGCUAUAUUUUUAUAUUAAUGAUCUAGCCGGCUAGCUAUUAGGGAUGGCAUUAGGGGUGUGUCUUAUUUGCAUAUCAUGCAUAUUCAUAGAUCUUGGCGUUAUUAAUGCGGGAUAAAGGUGGAGAGGUGUUCCUUGGUCAUUUUUGUGAGG
Molecule: messenger RNA, 2646 nt
Organism: Ictalurus punctatus (channel catfish)
Lineage: Eukaryota; Metazoa; Chordata; Actinopteri; Siluriformes; Ictaluridae
Gene: gins2
Product: GINS complex subunit 2
Exons: 5
Coding region: 88-648 (186 amino acids)
Biological process (GO): DNA replication; double-strand break repair via break-induced replication
Cellular component (GO): GINS complex; nucleus
Source: RefSeq, a predicted model, not a curated record